CAAUACCCUGCCACCAGAUCCUAUACAGGACCUCAGCAUUAACUCUCUCAAUAUGUCCGAUUCGAACCCUCCUCCACAGGAGUCUACUCCAGCAGCAGCUCAAGUUCCUACGCACACAUAUGUCCCGAACCACGGCUAUGCAACAUCUACAACUUCUCAGGAUGCCCCACCACAAACGCCAACUGGUGGUUACGCAGCAGACAACGAGGAUGAGGUUUAUGAUGACCUAUUCGAGGAGGAAGACGAGGAGUUCUUCGAUGAUAUAGAAUACGACCCUACCUCAGGCGAUUUGACGAAGUCCUACAACCGUCAACGAAAACUCAACGACCCUAACGCCACUGCCCCGCGAACAAAUUCACAGAAGCCAAUAGCAAACACUCAGGCAAGCGUGGACGAUCAAAUUACCAGUCUUUCCAAACAUGCGGGAAAGAUAAGAUUAGAAGGCGGAGGAGGAGGGGAAAGAGCCAAGACCCACGGAAAGGACAAGUCGGAUCGCGCGACAAACGAGCAAGUCUUGGAUCCGCGGACCCGAAUGAUCCUCUUACAGAUGAUCAAUCGAGGUAUUGUAUCAGAAGUUAACGGAUGUUUGAGUACUGGAAAGGAGGCAAAUGUCUAUGGAGCAGUGUCAAUACCCACGACUGAGGGAGGCGAAGAGGCUCCAAGCAUCCACCGAGCCAUUAAGGUCUACAAGACUAGUAUUCUCGUUUUCAAGGAUCGAGACCGUUACGUUACCGGAGAACAUCGUUUCAGAUCGGGCUACAAUAAGGGCAACAACAGAGCUAUGGUCAAGGUCUGGGCAGAGAAGGAGUUCCGAAAUCUGAAGCGACUCUACUUGGCCGGCAUUCCAUGUCCUGAGCCUGUCUACCUCCGACUACAUGUCCUCGUUAUGGGCUUCCUUGGUGACAAGAAGGGAUGGGCAGCACCAAGACUGAGAGAUGCCGAGCUACAAGGGGAUGAUGUUGACCAACAAUGGAGAUUGUUGUACCUUCAAAUGAUCGGCCUCAUGCGACGAAUGUAUCAAACAUGCAAACUGGUACAUGCAGAUCUGAGCGAGUACAACGUCUUGUACCACCAGCAGAAGCUUUUCAUCAUCGAUGUCUCGCAAAGUGUUGAGCAUGACCAUCCAAGAUCUUUGGAAUUCUUGAGAAUGGAUAUUAAGAACGUCUCGGAUUUUUUCAGGAGGAAAAAUGUCGAAGUACUCUCCGAGCAAACAGUAUUUGGUUUCAUAACCACUCAUGAAGGCCCCGCACAAGAACCUGGCCUAUCUGAAGCACUGGAGAAAUUACUGGCUAACAGACCUGCUACAGAGGAAGGAGAACAGGCCGCUGCUGAGAAAGAGAUUGAUGCUGAGGUUUUCCGACAACAGUACAUUCCUCAGACUUUAGAGCAAGUCUAUGACAUUGAGCGUGAUGCAGAGAAGAUCGGAAAGGGGCAAAAAGAUGACCUCGUAUACCGGAACCUUCUGGCCGACAAAGUCCCAAUGUCAUCAGGGAAUGAGGCUGAUGGGGAGGACACCAUGGAUAACAGCUCGCCGCCAAGUAAAGGCGGAAGUGGAAGUGAGGAUAGUGAUGAUGAGAGCAGAUUCGAAAAAGGAACUCCAAGAGGCAAACGUUUCGAAGACAAGGAGUCGAAGAAGGAGCACAAGAAAGCUGUGAAGGAGGAGAAGCGCGAGAAGAGAAAAGACAAGAUCCCGAAGCAUCUGAAGAAGAAGCUCGUGAGCAGUGCAGCAAAGCACAAGCACUGA
Messenger RNA from Cadophora gregata, 1744 nucleotides. It is a transcript of the gene RIO1, whose product is annotated as protein kinase rio1. Gene Ontology annotation, cellular component: cytosol; preribosome, small subunit precursor. The coding region runs from base 53 to 1744 and encodes 563 amino acids. The record is from RefSeq and is a predicted model, not a curated record. The transcript is spliced from 2 exons. Lineage: Eukaryota; Fungi; Ascomycota; Leotiomycetes; Helotiales; Ploettnerulaceae. Gene Ontology annotation, molecular function: ATP binding; protein serine/threonine kinase activity. Gene Ontology annotation, biological process: maturation of SSU-rRNA.